CGCUGUUUACGCAGCUGGAGGACCGGAGGCAGGGAGCAGAGCCGGUGGAGGAAGAUGCUCACGGCGGCUCAGAGGUGCUGCCUCCGCGGGUUUGUGCAGAGGCGGUGCGGGACUAAAAUGCACCGGAGCGGACCGGAUGUUCUGGUUCUGGUCGGGCUGGCUGGCUGAGUAGAAGUUUUUGGAUCCGUGUUACCAUUUCCAGGUCAGAAGCGACGUUUCCUGUGCGGCUGGUUUGCACCAACAUGGCCGGAGAUGGCGGCGCUCUGAAGGAUAUCAAUGAGAUUAAGUCCCAGUUCCGGACCCGGGAGGGCUUCUACAAGCUGCUCACCCUCUCGGACUCGCAGCAGCGGGGCGGGCUGCCGCGAGGUCCGUCCGCCGGAGCCACGCUGGGGCCCGGGUCAGCCGGACCGAUCCCCGGCGGAGGGGUCGGGCUGCUGCAGGGGCCCGGGGCCGCCGCCUCCUCCUCCAAUGCCGCAGCCAACUCCUCUCCGGCGGGCUUCCUGCCGCCCGUCCGGGUCUCCAUGGUGAAGCUGCAGCCCGAAGACCCGAGCGAGGAGUCGGAGCGGGUGUGCUUCAACAUCGGCCGGGAGCUGUACUUCUACACCUACACCAACAUCAAGAAGGCCGUAGACCUCAGCAAACCCAUCGAUAAGAGAAUCUAUAAAGGAACCCAGCCGACGUGCCACGACUUUAACCAGUACUCGGCUACGGCGGAGAGCGUGGCGCUCAUCGUGGGUUUCUCCGCCGGUCAGGUCCAGUAUCUGGACCCCAUCAAGAAGGAAACCAGUAAGCUGUUCAACGAGGAGAGGUUGAUAGACAAGUCCAAGGUGACGUGUCUGAAGUGGCUCCCCAAAUCGGAGAACCUGUUCCUGGCCUCCCACGCCAGCGGUCACCUUUACCUGUACAACGUGGACCACCCCUGCGGCACCACCGCCCCUCAGUACUCGUUGCUGCGGCAGGGCGAAGGCUUUGCCGUCUACGCCUGCAAAAGCAAGACGCCGCGUAACCCACUGCUGAGGUGGGCUGUCGGCGAGGGAGGCCUCAAUGAGUUCGCCUUCUCUCCUGAUGGCGUGCACGUGGCGUGCGUGGGCCAGGAUGGCUGCCUACGCGUCUUUCACUUCGACUCCAUGGAGCUGCAGGGGGUGAUGAAGAGCUACUUUGGCGGACUGCUCUGCGUGUCCUGGAGUCCUGAUGGGAAAUAUCUCGCCACUGGCGGUGAGGACGACCUGGUCACCGUCUGGUCGUUUGCUGAGAGCCGUGUGGUGGCAAGGGGUCACGGCCACAAGUCUUGGGUCAAUGUGGUGGCGUUUGACCCCUUCACAACCUCCUUGGAGGAUGAGGAACCGAUGGAGCUUAGUGGCAGUGAGGAGGACCUCCACCAGGGGGCGCAGAAUAACUCCAUGCACUUUGGCCGGGUUCGAACAAGCAGCACAUUGUCUCGGCUUUCUCGGCACAGUUCCAAAGGCGGUGGCUCUCCGUCGGUCACGUACCGGUUCGGCUCGGUGGGGCAGGACACCCAGUUCUGUCUCUGGGACCUGACAGAUGACGUGCUGUUUCCCCGCCUGCCCCUGUCCCGUGCUUUUACCAACACGUUUGGGCCGUCGCUGCCCAACUCGGGCAGUGGGGGGGUCAACAGCAGCUCAGGUGGGGGAGGGAGUGGAGGGGUGGAAGGACACCAUCACCCACCCAGCACCAACACCGGCACCUCCAACCCGCCCACGCUCCCUUUACCUCUCCCACGCUCCCUGUCCCGCUCCAACUCCCUACCCCACCCCACGGUGGCAAACGCCUCCAAAGGUCAGGGUGCCUCUGAGGGGGGAGGAGGAGGGGGGGGAGGAGGGGGAGGGAGCAGUGGCGGGGGUAACAGUACUCCGUUCAGCAUCGGGCGCUUCGCCACACUGUCCCUUCAGGAGCGUAAGUCGGACAAAUCUGGAGGGAGCGGCAGCGUGGAGAAGGAGCACAAGCGGUACCACAGUCUGGGCAACAUCAGCAAGAGCAACGACAAGAUCAACGUGGCGCCGAGAAGCAGCCGGCUGGAUGGCGCCAAGGUCCUGGGCACCACGCUGUGUCCGCGCAUGCACGAGGUGCCGCUGCUGGAGCCGCUGGUCUGCAAGAAGAUCGCACACGAGAGGCUAACCGUCCUGGUUUUCAUGGACGACUGCAUCAUCACCGCCUGCCAGGAGGGCCUCAUCUGCACCUGGGCACGGCCGGGGAAGGCGAACCUGGCUGCACAGAAUGGGAACUCUCCGAGCGGCACGGUGGUAUAGCUGGAGGAGAAGCCCCGUCUCAUCGUUUGUCAUCGUUUUCAGGGUUCGACGGCAUCGUCGCCACCCACUGACACGUUACCGGGGCCAACUAGCAGAGAGCGUGGCCCCGCCUGCCGCUGCAGUAUUAAACCCUCAGUGUUACCCCACCUGUCCAUGAGGGAGGACACCUGAAGCCUGAAGCACUGAUGCUGGACCAGAACGCCUUUGGGGUUGUGUGAAGCAGCGAAGGGCUGUCAGCGUUUCAGCUGCAGCAGGUUUAGAGAAGUGAAGCUAACAGCUGGCCAGAGCCGGAAGCUAAAAAAUGAUUCCCGUCAACCUAAAAGUUCUCCAGACUUCCCUAGCAGCAGGCUAUUCUCACAUUUCCUUUUUGCGUGUGUCAGAUGAAGGCUGUGACGUCUGACCCGAGCCAACAACGACGACGUCAUAAAAGCAGACGAACGUUUAGACUCGCGUGAAUCAGAAGCAACGAUCUCAACUCCAAAGCUUUUAUUUGCUCUACAGAAACAAACCUGGAACUGCCCCCUGUUGGCGCCAGGGCGUUAUUCCGUAAUCCCAACAAACCUCUUCUGUUCACUUCCACACAGGAAACAGUAAACCUCCGGUUUGUUCUUGCUUUAACGUUUCCUCUUGGUUAGACGCGUUUAGGGCAGAAACCAGGACUUUAGGCUUCUGUUGACUCGGUAAACGCUGGCUGACCUCCCUCUUCUGGCCUCUGCACCAGUCAGGAGCUUCCACCCCCCCCAUCAGUGCUUCAGUGGGUUCAGGAGGAAACGCCGUCAGAGGGCCUGCCUCACCCACCCUGACUGAUGAAAAGCUGCAUCCAUGUGACGUCUCCUGUGCGUCCGUCUCUGUAAAGGUGGAGGAAGCCACGGCCGCUCUGUUUAAGUUAUUUCUGUGCUCAGAGGACUUGUAGUAAUUUAUACUGUAAAUACCGGCGGCAGCAGCGAUGGAGAGUAUUAUCUAUGAAGAAGCUUCUAUUGUACAGAACAGUUAUAAACUAAUGUCUGCUGUUUGA
Messenger RNA from Nothobranchius furzeri (turquoise killifish), 3282 nucleotides. RefSeq names its product WD repeat-containing protein 20. NCBI's taxonomy places the organism in Eukaryota, Metazoa, Chordata, Actinopteri, Cyprinodontiformes, Nothobranchiidae. The record is from RefSeq and is a predicted model, not a curated record. Gene Ontology annotation, molecular function: protein binding.